Spinacia oleracea (spinach) is the source of this 882-nucleotide messenger RNA. RefSeq lists its product as uncharacterized. The transcript has a single exon. NCBI's taxonomy places the organism in Eukaryota, Viridiplantae, Streptophyta, Magnoliopsida, Caryophyllales, Amaranthaceae. The record is from RefSeq and is a predicted model, not a curated record. Bases 1 to 882 code for a protein of 293 amino acids.
AUGGAGGGUGAGAAUGAGUCAAGCAGCAAUUCUAAUAAUUUGAACGAAUCCGAUCCUCAACUUUCUCUCGCCAUUCUUCAGCAAGAUGAAGAUCUUCAUCAUCAUCAACAAGAUCAUGAUAACAACAGUCCUCCAUCAUCAACAAGCUCAAGCUCAAGCCAUAACAACCCUUCUUUUUACCCUUACACUCCUCCUCCUCUACUCGUUCUUGAUACUCCUAAUCAACAACAACAACAACAACAACAACAACCACGUUCAUCUACACCAACCUUAUUGAACUUCAUUGACCCAAAUUUAAACCAUCAAGAUGAACCAAAAUGGGUCGAAAAGGUAGUCGAAUACCCGCAACCACUUUACCCUCAUGCCAAACCGGAACCAGCCAAGAUUCAUUCCUUGAACUACUUGUUACAAAAUCACAUUCUCAUCGUUUCCAAAGAUUUCAAAUGCGGGAAUUCUGAAUGCAAUCAAAUGUAUAAAGUGACGUAUGAUAUCCAGACUAAGUUUCAAGAACUUGUUGAGUUUAUUCGAACAGAGAAAGAUAAGUCUUUAAACGGCGGCGUUGCUCCUGAGAAGUGGUUGACUCCGACGACGACGCUACCGGAGUGCAGCAAUUGCAGGCGUAAGUGUGACGUCGACAGCCUUCUUGGGUCAGAUGAUAGGGUUAGUGAAAGUGCAUAUCAUAAGAUUGACUGGUUGUUUUUGCUGCUUGGACGAUUGCUUGGAGUUUGUGAAUGGAAUCAACUCAAUUAUUUCUGCAUCAAUAACAAUAUCGAUCGUUCUGUUAAUGGUAUGGUUGCUUCUACAAGCCAGCUUCUUUAUCGUGUUUACUUCGACUUAUGUAGACAACUUCAACCUCAUCAACACCUCUUCAUAACAGAUUAA